CCGCCACUUCCUGGUAUGCAGAAGUGAGAAGAAGUGGCUGGCGCUUUUCUUCUGACUGCAAGGACGUUAACCAGAGGACUGCAGGAAGAGGAUGAUUGACGUGAGGGCCUGGGCGGAGUAUGUGGUGGAGUGGGCGGCCAAGGACCCCUACGGCUUCCUGACCACUGUCAUCCUGGCGCUCACGCCGCUCUUCAUCGCCAGCGCCCUGCUGUCAUGGAAACUAGCCAAGAUGAUCGAGGCUAGGGACCGCGAGCAGAAGAAGAAGCAGAAGCGGCAGGAGAACAUCGCCCGGGCGAAGAGGCAGAAGAGGGACUGAGAGCGACCGAGGGGCCGGGCGAGUGACUGCUCCACCCGAGAGCGGGCGGGGCCACGGUCUGCUGCGCAGGGAUUUUGUGGGAGGCAUUUGACAGCACUGUGAGACACGGGGACGGGCGUGCUGUCCAGCAGCGUCCUGCCGGUGACGGCGCAUUCCUCUGCGAAGCCUGCCGGGCAGGGGCCUGCUGCCCGCUGCAUUCCAUUCAGCACACCUCCACGCUUUGAUCACAGACUUUCACUCCUCCUCUCUGUAGCGCCCCGCAUUCAGUUCAUGCCACUAACAAAAGUCCUUUCAGAAUAUGUGUUCAUUUUUAAUACAAGAAUUUAUACAUUUCCCAAAUAGCGCUUUGAAAAUUGCUGAUGUGGGCCUUACUGUGCCUUUCAACAGUGUCUCUUAGAAAUCCCAAAGGCAGGUGCCUCGGAGCUCAAACAGAGAGGGCACUGAUGGGGAAAUCAGCAGUACGUUUGUUUGAAAUUACACUGGCAAAAAAGUGCCAAGGUGCUGAAGAUACAGCCUAGCGAUCUAGUCUCAUCACACUGUCUUACUGUAGACAUGAUUCUCUCUUCACACUUUUAUAUUUAAAGAAAUGAUCUUUUUCUUCUUGGAAUGAGGAAAUGUAUGUGGUAAAUACUGGGAUUGGAUAGUGAUGCUCUUUGACAUGAAAUGAACCCUGAUCAUUUUAACGUGAGGAACGGAAAAGACGAGAUUUGUGACCUGCUGGGUUCUGUGCCACUUUACUCUCAGCUGGUCCGGUUCUGGAUUUACCCAAGUUAUUUGCUGUUUUAUUUGUGCUUGAAACAAAGACCAAUUAAAUGAU
Molecule: messenger RNA, 1133 nt
Organism: Megalops cyprinoides (Indo-Pacific tarpon)
Lineage: Eukaryota; Metazoa; Chordata; Actinopteri; Elopiformes; Megalopidae
Gene: smim15
Product: small integral membrane protein 15
Exons: 2
Coding region: 92-316 (74 amino acids)
Source: RefSeq, a predicted model, not a curated record